CAAGGAUGACAAGAUAAAGCCGGAACAAAGAGACCGCGUUCCGCCGCAGAUAGCUAAGCGUUCGAGGUGUUUGAGUAGCUGCGGCUCCCGUUCUGAUGGCCGCCGCCGCCGUCCAAUCUCUCCUCGUGGCCUCCUCUCCGCCCUGCCUCUUGCCACCAUGUGCCGCUGCUGCCUCCAGACCUCGUGCACUGCAUCGGUCGCCCUCUUCCACCGACGCUUCCCGGCUCGUUUCUUCCUUCACGCGCGGCUCUCCCGGUGUCUUUUGGGUAACAUCUCAGAGAAAGAAAGUUAAUCAUCAAAGAACAUCUGUUUCCAUAAGGUGUGAGCAGGGAACAAAGGAGAGUAGCGGAUUGGAUGUGUGGUUGGGUCGCCUUGCUAUGGUUGGGUUUGCAACAGCAAUCACAGUCGAAAUAUCAACAGGGAAAGGACUUCUAGAGAACUUUGGGUUUAUGACACCAUUGCCUACUUUAGCAUUGGUUGUUACAGCACUAGUUGGAGUUCUUACAGCAUUCUUCAUCUUUCAGUCUGCCUCUCGAGAUUAAUCGUUUAACUUUGGGUUUAAGACACCAUUGCCUACUCUAGCAUUGGUUGUUGCAGCAACAGUGGGCCUUCUUACAGCAUUCUUCAUCUUUCAGUCUGCCUUUGGAGAUUAAUUGUUGUAGAUUAUUUUCUCUUUUCUUGUUUAAAGCGCAUAGAUAUGCUUUCAAGCUGAUGGAUCAUAUUGCUUGAAGACAAUACUAUCAUGUAAGCUGAUGGUUGUCUUACCAUGUAAGGUUUACUUGGCAACCUUACUUUUCGUUGA
Messenger RNA from Musa acuminata AAA Group (dessert banana), 802 nucleotides. Its product is annotated as stress enhanced protein 1, chloroplastic. The coding region runs from base 96 to 542 and encodes 148 amino acids. The transcript is spliced from 5 exons. Lineage: Eukaryota; Viridiplantae; Streptophyta; Magnoliopsida; Zingiberales; Musaceae. The record is from RefSeq and is a predicted model, not a curated record.